Perca flavescens (yellow perch) is the source of this 2055-nucleotide messenger RNA. RefSeq names its product C3a anaphylatoxin chemotactic receptor. Gene Ontology annotation, molecular function: complement receptor activity; G protein-coupled receptor activity. Gene Ontology annotation, cellular component: plasma membrane. Lineage: Eukaryota; Metazoa; Chordata; Actinopteri; Perciformes; Percidae. Bases 226 to 1248 code for a protein of 340 amino acids. Gene Ontology annotation, biological process: phospholipase C-activating G protein-coupled receptor signaling pathway; inflammatory response; positive regulation of cytosolic calcium ion concentration. The transcript is spliced from 3 exons. The record is from RefSeq and is a predicted model, not a curated record.
CAAUGGGAUAGCAGCCGUUUUUGCAAACUAUUACAACUUUAAUCUGCAGUAUCCUGAGGACGGCUCAUGUACUCUGGAGUUUAUUCAAAGGUGCUUCUUGGGUAUUAACCCUGAGGUGGGCUCCAAAUCGAAGAAGAAACAGUUGGGAGGCAUCAACCCACAUAUAACAACACUUCAACAGAAGAUACAUCAGCCAGGGGGGAUGGGGUUCGCAGAAAAGUGUGGAUGGCCUCCCUGGUAAUCUACUGUGUGAUCGUCAUUGUGGGGACUCUGGGCAAUGGUCUGGUUAUCUACGUGACAGGCUGCAGGAUGAAGAGAACAGUCAACUCAGUUUGGUUUCUCAACUUGGCCCUGGCUGACUUCCUCUUUACGGCCUUCCUGAUUUUCACAAUCAUUUCCAUCUCUCAAGAUUAUCACUGGCAAUUUGGAGAAUUCAUGUGCAAGAUGAACAGCUUUGUGAUCAUAGUCAACAUGUUUGCCAGUGUCUUUCUUCUGACAGCCAUAAGUCUGGAUCGUUGCCUGUCAAUCUGGGUGGUGGUGUGGGCACAAAACAAGCGCACCGUUCGCAAAGCCCAGAUCAUAUGCGUUUGCAUCUGGAUGAGUGCUAUGGUCUGCAGCACCCCUUAUGCCAUUUGUCGCAGGGUUAUAGAUACAGGGGAAAAGAUUCAUUGUGGUUAUUCUGCAUCCAUAACACUUGAACAAAUACGGAUUCUUGGCAUUUUUCGCUUUGUUGUGGGCUUCCUCAUCCCAUUCCUGGUAAUAAUUGUCUGUUAUGUGGCCAUAGCUGUUCGUGCAGGGCGCCUGCAUAGGACCAGGAAACAGAGAUCUCGCCGAAUAAUUUUUUCUAUUGUUCUUGCAUUCUUCAUCUGCUGGUUGCCCUACCAUAUUUCACAUUUUAUAGAGUUAAAGGCCCAUACUAACCCAGAUCUUCAGAAUAUUGUCUUAAUUGUAGGUCCACUGGCUUUGAGUCUGGCGUUUAUGAACAGUUGCCUGAACCCCAUUCUUUAUGUUUUCUUGUGUGAUGAAUUCCAGAAGAAGCUCAGGCAGUCCAUAUGCUUUGUCCUGGAGAGUGCCCUGGCAGAGGACCACUUGUCCUUUAUGUCCUCUCGUUCCUUGUCAUCACACUUGUCUCGGUUUUCUCGGAAGUCAGACUCUGCUGCACCUUUGGAGAGGAAAGACACAGCAAUUUCCUUAAACUUCACAGAAAGCAAAGUGGUCAUGACUGACGAGAGAGACUGUGAGCACUGAAUAAAGGCCUCCAGAGACACUUCCUGAAACUUCACAGAAAGCAAAGUGGUUAUCACUGAUGAGAGACAGAGAUAUUGAGUACGGAUUAAGACCACAGGCUUCACUUCAAUGAGUCCAAAUUUUUUUUAAAGCAAACUUGUAAUCAAUAGUGACAAAAGAAAAGCACAAACUGAAAAUGACAUGUUAAAUUGAUUCGGUCAGUAUACUUUUUUUUAAAUAUUUGCUAUGAUUGAUUGAUUGAUAUUUUUAUUGCCAUGCCACUACGUGGCCCAUCCAACAUGACACCAAUACAACAGUAAUUCAUUCCACAGCUUCCAGUCCAAUGUCCACACACAACAUUCUCCACUUUGCACAAAACAAAUAACAAAUAAAACAUAGCACAAUGCUAUGAGGCAUUUCUUUAUGUUUUUUAUAGUAAUGCACCUUUUCACAAUCAGAUGUUUUCACUUAUGGCUGAUAAGACAUCCCCACUGACUCCCCUGUUACUGCGUUGCACCAGUUACAUCUUCCAUAUUUUUCUUACAAGUACAUGUAGAUUGAAAUCGUAUAGCUCCUUAUAUGUUCCAGGUCUAAUCAGCCGGAAUAAUUGAAAACACCUGUGUUGGUGUUGUGGUUCUUUGUGUAACAAUUAAUUAUUUGGUACCAUAUCAUUUUAUUUUAUGUUUGUCUGUAAGCUUUUAAUGCUCAUUUACCCAUGGUUAUUGACAAGCUAUUUGUCCAUAGCAGCAUCCAUGAUAUGUCACACAAGAUUGAGCUUUGAUGAUUGAGCAUUUCAAUAAGGUGAAUAAAAACAUAUACAUAUUUUAA